AUGACAGAAUUUAUUGGAUUUGAAGUUGAAAUUAUUACAGCUGCUUUUGAAACACUUUCUGGAAUUGUCGCAUACUGUGAUGAUUCGACAAUCAAUCUUUCCUCUCCCACAAUCAACAGGAAAGAAAUUUCGCAGCCAGAAUUGUCUAUUGAUGCUACCGAAAUCAGGAGCAUUAAAGUGCUUUCUACCGCUGUUAAUAGAAAACAAGUGAGUCAAAAUUCAGAUGGCGUUAAAAGAACUCCCUCGUCGCGGGAACUCAGGCGCGAACGUCUCAAGAAAAUUCCUGGCGCAAUUACUGCAUACGUUUGUGAUAAAUCGCCACCAAGAGUUGUUAAAACUCCUCAACCCCAGAUGAUCAACCACAGGGUCACUUCAUUAGAUGACCUCAACAGAUCUUACAAAGGGCAGAAUGUCGUCAAGGAUGACAGCCUUUCUUCCAAUCGUUGCAAAAAUACACCAUAUUUGAAUCAAAAUUUACAGAGUGAUUCCGCCUCUGGAAUUGAAAGCGAUUAUGCAACUUCUAAACCUAUUAAGCAUACUGGAAGGCGGUCAAAAUUGCGAGGAAGACGUAAUUCUUCUCGGCAAAAUGACUGCUUCUCUCUUCGUGUUGAGGAUUUUCCGGAAACAGAGUUUGAUUUUGAAGCUAAUUUGGCAAAAUUCGACAAAAAGGCGUUUUAUGAAAUGACAGAUGCAAAGUGUGGUGGUGACAAUGGGAAAAAUUGCUACCCUCUUGACUUAAGUCCUGAACUUGAGCAUAUUCUUAUUGAGGGACCUAAUGGGAUUGGUUAUGUGACAGCUCCUGUUGCUAAAACCGUAAUGGCCUCAACUCCCGUUAAAGCGUCCUCUGGAUCCCCUGCGCCCAGUUUCUCCUCCGGUUCUAAUUGGUUCACUCCCAGUGGGAAAAGAGUUCCCGUUGUGGCGCCAAGUGUACUCGAUAGAGCGCUCCAAUUUUUGGCGACUGGAUGGGAUCCCACGGGAAUAACAAAUUCCCUUCCCAUGGGUCUCUCAUGGACUCGCAUCAUUGAGAUGGCUGGACAAGCUAUUAAAACAGCGACAAAUUGCUUCAAUGAUGCAAAAUUUAAUUUUAGCCAAGCGGCGCAGAGCCAGUCGCAUCCCCUCCGUGUCCUGGUUCUUCCCGGCGAAGAGAAUUGGUCCGGCGCUCUCGCAUUGAAUCUAGCGCGUCAUCUAGCCAAUCGUGACUCAGCCUGCGUACUUCUUCACAACCCCCCUUCGCCAACAUCUUCCUCAGCUCAUCGACCCACUCCUCCCAUUUCUUCCCACCCAUUCCCUACCUACUCAGAGGAACUCAUCCUUGCUCAAACCCUCACUCCUCAGAGCUCCAGUCUCUUCCAUCCGAACAGGCCUCUCAACCAAUCCUUCAGAACUCAGGAUUCAAGCGGCGAUGAAGAAAGCUUCGAGGAUGAAGUUAUCGGUUCUUUCGCUAAAGAAGGCAAUCUUAAGUACUCCACUCGCCGUUUGUGGACUGGAAGAAUCCCUGGAUUGAUUCUUGUCACCAAGUCCCCCUCGUCCAUUGCUCGUCAACUCACAAGUGCUCAUAUUGAUCUUCUGGUAUUAGGUCAACCUCUUGAAGAAUACUCAGCGGAAACCCGUCAGUGGUUAGAAAACAUCAAGGGGAUUGGUUGGGCUAUUCAACUUGGAGCACUUAGACCACCGUUUAGAGCGAAUUCUCUAGUCCCAUCACAGGCGCUCAGGAGAUGGGUAAUUCAGCUGGGCUUGCCCGUUGCUUCUCCUAUGCAAGUUAAUGACUCACUUGAGGUCCACCUUGUCGAUGUGGGACUGAAUAAGUGGAUUUUGAGUCGAAUGACUACCGACCAGCGCUCGUUUCCUCCACCGGGUAUGUUUGAGACGAGCCCGUGUAUUCGUCUGAUGAGCGAUAGCAAUGGAACCGCGUAA
Molecule: messenger RNA, 1914 nt
Organism: Rodentolepis nana
Lineage: Eukaryota; Metazoa; Platyhelminthes; Cestoda; Cyclophyllidea; Hymenolepididae
Source: the annotation of a GenBank genome assembly